CCAAGGUCGAAGUCUAAUAUUUCCAAUCAUGAUCAACCCAAAAGGGCUUGUUGAAUUGGCAAGAAAGUGGCAGAGAAUGGCUUCUGCAAAGUGUAACAGAAUCUCGUAUCCAAGAAGUUUUGUUGCUAAUAAAGGGCAUUUUGUUGUGUACACAACUGAUAAGAAAAGGUUCAUGGUUCCCUUGGAAUACCUCAGUCAAAAUGUCUUCAAGGAGCUUUUAAGAAUGUCUGAGGAAGAGUUUGGUCUUCCAAGCCAUGGAGCCAUCACUUUGCCUUGUGAUAGUACUUUCUUGGAGUAUGUCAUUUCAUUGGUCCGAGGACUCAUGCCUGAAGAAUUCGAGAAUGCUUUGCUCACUUCCAUAGCAACAUGUCACUACUCGGCAUCAACUUCUCUUGUUCAAGCACAAAGCCACCAACAAACACUCUUAUUUGGCUAUUGA
Molecule: messenger RNA, 439 nt
Organism: Pistacia vera
Lineage: Eukaryota; Viridiplantae; Streptophyta; Magnoliopsida; Sapindales; Anacardiaceae
Product: auxin-responsive protein SAUR64-like
Exons: 1
Coding region: 29-439 (136 amino acids)
Biological process (GO): response to auxin
Source: RefSeq, a predicted model, not a curated record